CCUUCACGUUUCGCAUAAUUGAUGCAAGAGUGCAAUAAUCGGUUCGGUGGUUUCUUAACACUGGGAUUGUUUCGUAGUGGAUUGCACAAAUUGACAUGGCCAGGCUUCUUUGGUUUGUUUCAAAUAAAAAUUCAAUCAAUCACACCUAACUUGGGUGUGAGAAACAAGAAAAUCACUGUCCUCUCUUUCUUCUGGGUUAAAAUAUUUUCACUAGUUUCCUAUAAAAAGCGGGCAAGAGCCAGUCCUGAUUACCUCAAAGAGAUGGCUUCAAGAAUCAGAACCCCAGCUCUGGCUGCUGUUUUGCUGCUUCUCUUGCUUGCUUCUGCUCCAGCUUCAGACGCUGCGAUUUCCUGCAGUGAUGUGAUCAAGGACCUGAGACCUUGCGUGAACUACCUCGUGAAUGGGACUGGGAAACCGCCCUCUGCUUGUUGUGCUGGAGCCUCCGCUCUUGCGUCCGCCGCAUCGUCCUCCUCUGACAGGAAGGCUGCUUGCGAAUGCAUCAAGUCAGCAGCUAAGAACAUAAAACCAAACACCCAGUUAGCUCAGGCCCUUCCUGCUAAUUGUGGAAUCAAUUUGCCCGUCACCAUUUCACCUAACGUGGAUUGUUCCAAAGUUGGUUGAAGAGUUAAAGCGGCUCGAAGGAAAGUGAAGUUAAAGUCCUCCAUUUGUGUGGGAGCUUAAUUGUUUUGUAAUAAACUGGAAUCCCGUUAUGACUUUUGGAUUCCUUCGAUGAAUAAAGCUCAAUCCCACCAUCUACCCCGACUUUUUUUUUUGGUUUGUAUAUAUGUGUUCACGUGCAUUGUAUUUAAUUAUUUAUUAUUUUUAUAUUUUUUAUUAAAAAAAGGUUUCAGUGAGUAAAUAUUUA
Molecule: messenger RNA, 865 nt
Organism: Theobroma umbraticum
Lineage: Eukaryota; Viridiplantae; Streptophyta; Magnoliopsida; Malvales; Malvaceae
Product: non-specific lipid-transfer protein 4.1-like
Biological process (GO): lipid transport
Molecular function (GO): lipid binding
Source: RefSeq, a predicted model, not a curated record